This is a messenger RNA of Saccharomyces eubayanus, 894 nucleotides long. RefSeq names its product GTPase-activating protein AGE2 (gene AGE2). Gene Ontology annotation, biological process: intra-Golgi vesicle-mediated transport; endoplasmic reticulum to Golgi vesicle-mediated transport; endocytosis. Lineage: Eukaryota; Fungi; Ascomycota; Saccharomycetes; Saccharomycetales; Saccharomycetaceae. The coding region runs from base 1 to 894 and encodes 297 amino acids. The transcript has a single exon. Gene Ontology annotation, molecular function: metal ion binding; GTPase activator activity. Gene Ontology annotation, cellular component: Golgi apparatus. The record is from RefSeq and is a predicted model, not a curated record.
AUGUCGACAUCGGUCCCUGUCAAGAAGGCACUGAGUGCUCUUUUACGCGAUCCUGGAAAUACCCACUGUGCGGAUUGUAAGGCACAACUGCAUCCACGCUGGGCCUCCUGGUCACUUGGUGUUUUCAUCUGCAUCAAGUGUGCAGGUAUACAUAGAUCCUUGGGGACACAUAUCUCAAAAGUGAAGUCUGUGGAUCUGGAUACAUGGAAGGAGGAGCAUUUGACGAAACUGAUUCAAUUCAAAAAUAAUUCAAGGGCGAACUCGUACUAUGAAGCCAAUUUGGCAGACGACUUGAAGCGAAGAAAGAUCACUGACACGAGCAGUUUACAGAAUUUCAUCAAGAAUAAAUACGAGUAUAAGAAGUGGAUUGGCGACUUGUCAAGCAUCGUCAACGGGUCGGGCGAUGCUACUCUGCAUAAAUCAUCCACUAAUCAAUCUUCUGUCUCGAACGCGAGCUUGAAUUCAAGUUCAAACUCACUACAAAGGACGCAGACACAACCGUCCCCUUCUUUGUUGAAAACCUCGCAGAGUAAUACCAGUUUACUGAACUUGCAGGUUUCAUCUCUUUCCAAGACCACUUCUAAUACGAGUGACGCUAGUGACACUACAAGCAUAGCUGCCACUAGUAACAAAGCCUAUCACAGGGCUAAUGAAAUUGGGCAAAGGAGCGACUUGAAGAAAUCUAUCUUAUCAUUAUACUCUAAACCUUCGACUCAGACUCAAAGCCAGAGCUCGUUCUUCAAUACCACGAUACCUCAGCCAUCUCCAACUCCAACUCCGUCGCCAUUAGUUAGUCCUGGAAUUAUUGGUACCGGUAACAAUAACGCCAACUCGAACUCCAAUUCUAAUGUUUCGUUGGACGAUAACGAAUUGUUCAAGAACGUUUGGACCUGA